UAAUUUAGAGGAUGAUGAACACUUGGUUACCAGAAUAAACAGUUCAAAAACAAAAUGAGAACACCAGUUGAGACCACUGUGUCUGUAACAUUAAUUUGUGUUUAACCCACUCUAAAUCAAGAAGCUUCCGAUAUAAAAAAAGAUUAUACUUUUACAGUAAGAUAUUUUAUCUGUCACUUCUCUUAGCUGUAUUUUCUUUAAAAAAUAAAAUAAAUGUAUAUUUUCAGACAGGUCCCGUAAGGUCACCAAACGUCUGACAUGGGCCUUGCUCAGGUGGUUGGGUUAAAGUUCCCAGUUGUUUCUACAGCCACACUGCCACCUAAAUAAACACUUCACAGAGACCAGUUCAUUGGUCUGCUCCAAGCCCCUAGACCCACAGCUUACUGCCAGGAAUUUUAGAAAGCAUUUUUACUUACAAACCACAUGGGAAUGUCUGAAUAUAUAUAUAAUCAUAAUCAAAAUGCGAUCAUGGAGACCAAUACAUAUAACAUAUGGGUACUUUUUGUAGAUAAGCAGAUAAGAGUUCAAUAUGUUACAUACAAUUACAAUACAAUUUUGUGCUGCCAGACUGAUGUGCGUCUCUACAGAGAAUGGCAGAGAAAAGGUGACUAAAAGUAUUCAGAAUGACUGUCUGUGCAUUAAAAUAAGCAUAUGAUUAACUGUGCAUAAUUGAAAAGAUAAGAAAAGUAGAAAAGCCAAAAUGUUGUCACAUUAGUACUUAUAGAUGUAAUAAAUAAUCCCUUCCCGGAGUUCUCAAACAUCACAUGACAAAGCUUCAAGGGCUCCAUCCUGUCAGGUUGUCAUGGGAACCGUGUAUCCCUCCCCACUCUGCCUUGUAGUCUCCCAGGAGAGCGCUGUGCACCUCUGAUUCCCCGGUGCACGGCUGAAAACAAAACCAAUCUCUCCCAACCUGUUAGAUAAUACCCGAGUGAGAACCUGAGUCCGUGAGAUGCGUGAUGGGAGCAGACGCCUGUGACAUCUAUUUAAACAAACUGUAGUGCCUCAAAUGUGUGUGGAAGCUGAGAAAGGGAACAAACACAUCUCAUUUAGAUUAAUGAGAGGCUGUGCACUUGGCCACCGAAUGUUAUGAUCACGCUGUUUGAGGAGUGGCUCUACUUAGCAGAUGAACAAUAUAAUUUCACCAAGGUGGUGCGUUCAGGUCUUUUAUUAUUCCAGCCGCUAAACGAUAUAAAAAUUCCCACACAUUUAAUUCUGUAAAUGCAUGGGUUGCAAAUGUAGGCAGCCGAGGACACACCCUAGAAUAGAUGAUAUAGGCCUCAAAUGGACUUCACUGUCACAAUGUCAGCCAAUUCCUAGCCUCACAUUUUCCUCCUCUGCUUUUUUCCCCUGCCAUGUACUAACUCUCCUGUAAUUUCAGAUCCUGUCACUCCCACCUGCUCUGCAGUAACCUCUGUGUUCCCGCCAUUCCCCAACACCUGAUCUGCCCUGCCCACCUGCACACCUGUUCCCACUUCCCCAUCACCCCAGUAGCUUCCAUACUGGCCCACUUCCAUUCAUUCCCCGCCAGAUCAUCUAUUGUGCCUCUGCCUAGAAUUCCAGACAAUUUCUCUGCCUGUCGUGACCCUGCCCCCCAGCUCCUGCUCUCUAGCCUGAGUCCCUGAUUGUAUAUGUUUGCCUCAUCUCCCUUGCCUUCCUGAUUUGACUUUUGCCUGUUUUUGACCUUUUCGAGCAAACUUUUUCUUUUUACCAGCCUGGUCUCAGUGUCGUGCUUUUGGGUCCAAAGCCUUUACAUGCACCUGCCUUAAAACAUCAGCAGUUGCAUUAAAUGUUUAUGUUGUGUUUUCUGGUUAUUUUGUUGUUCAUCUUAAUUUCUUGUUAUUUGAAUCCUCUUGAUUAUAAAGUAAAAGUGCAGGUCAAGGCCAUGUAUUUUGUUAAGUGCAGUGUAUGUUGAGUGUGCAGAGUUGUGUGCAUGUAUAGUCUCCGUAUGUUUUAGUCCUUGGUUCACCUGCAGGAGGAGCUGUGGCUCGCUGCAGCCUCUCUGGAGCAGAAGAGAGAGAUCCCUCUUUUUCUCCUUCAGUGGCAUGAAUAAUAUCCCCAGUGCUGGAGAGAGAGCAUAUCAAGAGGCAAACGGGAAGGGGAGAGAGAUAGCAGCCAGUGUGACAGAUAAGAGCGUGGCAGAACUUGUCUCCCUGACUGAACCGUGGGCUGGGGAAAGAGAGCGCAAGUGCACCAGAGUGUCAGGCAAGGCUGCUGCCUGCACACACACAAACACACUCUCACUUACACACACACACACACACACACACACACACACACACACACACACACACAGACCCCUAAGCCCGGCUGCACCAGAAGAAGUUCAGAGAGAAGACUGACCUUAAGAAGGUGGGUUGGCGUAAGUUUGGUCCGUGGAUUAACUCGAACAUUAUGGCUUUCCUCAAACUGAGCCUUCUUGUCCUGUAGAGGAGUUGUGUGUUUCCCCUCUAGAAGAACUUGCUUCGUGUUUACAGCCUGAGGGAGGAUGGAGAAGCUGUCAGGGAAAGACAAGGAGCUGAUACGAGGCAGCUGGGAGAGCCUGGGCAAGAACAAAGUUCCUCAUGGUGUCAUCAUGUUUUCCAGACUGUUUGAGCUGGACCCUGCGCUCCUCAGUCUUUUCCACUACAGUACAAACUGUGGCUCCACACAAGACUGCCUCUCCAGCCCUGAGUUCCUGGAACAUGUCACCAAGGUGAUGCUUGUGAUCGACGCAGCAGUCAGCCACCUGGACGACCUUCACUCCUUGGAGGACUUUCUGCUCAACCUUGGGAGGAAGCAUCAGGCAGUGGGAGUCAACACACAGUCAUUUGCUAUGGUGGGUGAGUCCCUCCUCUACAUGCUGCAGUGCAGUCUGGGCCAGGCCUACACAGCACCGCUGCGUCAAGCCUGGCUCAACAUGUACAGCAUCGUGGUUGCAGCCAUGAGCCGAGGGUGGGCCAAGAACGGUGAGGACAAGGCUGACUGAGGCACUCAGCGGGAGCUGCUGAGCGUUUGCUGUCAAAUCACUCAACAUGGUUACCAUGGAAUGCCGUACAUUUGCUCAGUGAGUGGGGUCGCAUAGCGUAGCAAAUGUAUGGUGUGGUUACACUUUACAAUUGGAUCGACCAAUCGCAGAGUUUAUUUUCUUUGCUGUGGAUGUUUAGCUACCAGGUAAUGCUGGUGUACAGCUGUGAGGAUCUGAGCCAGCCUGCUUAAAUUCUGGACUUGUAAUCUGAGCGCCUCACACUGAGAAAAAGCAACAAGGAUAACUGUUGAGUCUCUUUGUAUAUAAUGGCUUUGAUAUAUCUACUCAAAUGAUAACAGUGACUGUAGUGGUCUUUGUGAUGUAUCCUAAAAGAGUUGCAAAGUUGUGAAACACCUGAUAUUAUGUUUUGGCAUCACACACUACUCAAACUGCGAUGGUUACUGUGGCCAGCACGGGCAGCUUUCUAUCUAACUGGAACACAGUGAUACUUUACAAAACAUGUUCAAAGUUUUGGGACAAAGCAAUGUGAUUUUACAGCAGAAAAUCCUAUCACCUUAAUCAUAAUCAUUACUGUGUUUUCUAUUGAUAUUACACACCACAUUACACCUCUUUUCGUGUGUGACUUUGUUAUCUAACAUUUAACUUAUUGAUGAUAAGCAAAGCAGAUUGAGAAAAAAAAGAUAUUCAAUAGAUACUGACAAGAACUGUUUUACUCUCUGAUAGCUUUCUUCAGAGAUCUAUGACUGUUAAGGCGUCCACGUGCACCUUACUCGACAUGGUGUGUGAUGCUCUCCUCCGUAGAGAUUGUGAAUAUUUCAUUUAGGCUUCAACUGACUGUUAAACUCUAACUAAUAGACUGUUAUGUGACCUUUUAGAGUUUGAAAGUAAAAGGGCAUCUUGGAGGAAUUAUAACAUCUUUGUUCCUUGGCUAUCAGUUUCCAGUCAUUGUUAGUGUAAAGUAGUUUUGUUGUACUGUAGUCGCUUAUCUCAGUAAUGCUUAUUAACUGUGUUGUUGUGGCUACAAGCGUAGUAUUACCUCGGCUUUAGCGGUGAAGAUAAGCAGAGUGGCCUGUGUUUCUCCAUCACAGAACUUCUACAUGGAAGUGAAGCUGGAAGUGAAUAUUUGUUUUGGAUUAUGAAACAGAGAGAUUAAGAGAAACUUAAUUGAUUUCCUUUUUAAUUUUUUAACACAAAACAAAUUAUACAGAGAUACUGUGUGCCGACACUGUCCAAUAUGUAUGUGUCAUUAUUCUUGCUGCCAUAACACUGUAUGUAUCAUCCUCAGCUGUUAUUUACAUUCAUGGUCAUAAUGCCAAGUAACUUAGCAACAGUGCGCCAAGUAUUAGAUAAAAACACCAUACAACUGUAAAUCCAAACUGCUGAUAUGUGGUUAUUAUCGCUUUAGUCUGAGUUUACAUUUAUAAAGUUUAUUUUUAUAUUCUGAAAUGUAUGCGUAGUUAAAGAGCAUUGAUUUAUUUUAUUUUUUUCCAAAUGUGAGGUACUGUACAGUAUAUCCUCCAGAUAUAUUACCUUGUGUGGAUUUCCAAUUAAUGAACCUAAUACAAGAAAACAAACUUGCAAAUUUGCUGCUUUUAGUCGGGUUUCGUUUAAUCAAAAUAAUAGAAAUAUUAUCAACUUCUAAAUGUGCGGUCUUUACAGAAAAUUAGAAAAAGUUUUCUAUUGAUCUAUUUUAUCCCUGCAUAGUAUGUUCAGUCUGUACUUUCCAGCCCACAGGUGUAAUGUUUAUUAACUGACUGUGUAGGUGGUGUAUUUGUAGUGAUUCUUUUCUUAGUAUCAGUACACAGCCCUAUGCAGGUUGUUGUUCUCCAUGUCUCUGUUUUCAAUUACCUGACGUUAGGUCUUUUUAGCAGGCAUAACUGAUGAGUGGGAUGUUAUCCCGCUAACAUCCAGCUCUGUACGUAUUGGGUGUGUCACUGUCUACCUCAUCAUUAUCAGCUGCUACUGAACAGCGAUGACUUCACCUAGUUAUCCUUCAACCAAAAAUGCACAUUAUUAUUAGACUCUUUGUAAACUGGAUUCCAUCCUACAAAAAAACAUGUUGUGUGCUUACUUGAGACUAAAUAAAGUGAUCUGUGGAUAUUUUACUGCUAAA
This is a messenger RNA of Siniperca chuatsi (mandarin fish), 5078 nucleotides long. RefSeq names its product neuroglobin (gene ngb). The coding region runs from base 2486 to 2965 and encodes 159 amino acids. Gene Ontology annotation, molecular function: oxygen binding; heme binding. The record is from RefSeq and is a predicted model, not a curated record. NCBI's taxonomy places the organism in Eukaryota, Metazoa, Chordata, Actinopteri, Centrarchiformes, Sinipercidae. The transcript is spliced from 5 exons.